Messenger RNA from Triticum aestivum (bread wheat), 1291 nucleotides. RefSeq names its product E3 ubiquitin-protein ligase WAV3-like. The coding region runs from base 104 to 1291 and encodes 395 amino acids. The record is from RefSeq and is a predicted model, not a curated record. The transcript is spliced from 2 exons. NCBI's taxonomy places the organism in Eukaryota, Viridiplantae, Streptophyta, Magnoliopsida, Poales, Poaceae.
AGAAGUGUUGACAAGAAGCGACGCGGUUCCGUGUGGCGAGAGGUGCAACGAGUAUCCCAUCCUGGUUCGGGUCACUGCGCCACCAUGGCGUCACACAGAGGAGAUGCCGCACGCCGGCGUGGACCUCGUCCUAGUGCUCGACUUGGUCGAUGGUUGGGACCGGUAUCUCAUGAAGAAGGCUAUGAUUGUGGCCAUCGACGAGCUCGGCCCGAACGACCGGCUCUGUAUUAUCACGUCGGGCUGUGGGCACUGCACUAUGAAGCUUACAUUCAUGUCCGACAAUGGACGGGACGUUGCCAGGCUCAUGCUCGACGAGCUGCCCUCUGGAUGUUUUAAUAUGGUCGACUCUCUACGAGAGGCCUCUAAGAUUCUGAAGGAGCGUGAAGUUGAGGAGGGUAACGGCCGCGUAGGCUUCAUCAUGGUCCUGUUGCGUUCGGGCAGCAAUGAACCGGCGAUACUCACGCAGAAAAUCAGCCCCCAUUUCCCGGUGCACACACUCGGUUUGGGCUACGGCGGCCCUUACAGUCACAACGCAGAGGUCGGCAAGUACCUUGCGGACGAGACCUCUGGAACCUACUCAUUCAUCCAACAACUGGACAUAUCCGAGAUAAAGGAGGCCUUGGAGCUUUUCAUCGGCGGCAUCACCAAGGUCGCCGCGACAUCCAUCAGGGUCACCCUCACAGCUGGCGAGGGCGUCGCCAUAUCAUCCAUUGAGUCCGGCGGCUACAAUAGCCGUGUGAAUUCCGAGGAACAGUCCGGCGAGAUAGACAUCAACGACAUCUACGCCGGUGAGACAAAGAACUUCAUAGUCAAGCUGAAACUCCCCGAGGGCAAGGGCAAGCUUGUGAUCAUCGGCGGCCAGUACUGGAACCUCAAUGCCAGCAAGCAGCUGCUGGCUGAUACGGACGUGUUCAUCUCAAGACCGCGAUCAGAAUGCUCGCCUGGAAAGCUGGCCAUGCACCGUGAGGUAGCGGCGGAGCUCGUGCGGGUCCAGUUUGCGAAGUGCAUAUCGGCCAUGCUUGAGGUGGACAAUCGCUCGAUCAGGUACGACAUGGAACUGCUAUGGGAGAAGAUAAGGUUGUCCGAGGAGGGUCAAUGCGCGCCCGAGGAAACUUUGGCGGGUCUCGUCAAGGCCAUGGCUGAAAUACAGAAAGAAAACGUGCAACACAUUGGAAAAAAGCUGCCUUACGUACUGGCAUGGCUGAGUUGUCACGAGUGGCAACGGGCAACCACCAAGGGGGAUUGCUCCGACUCUGGUGCUUUCAUGGUUGGGCCUACAAAAAUGAAAUAA